AUGGCUGCCUCAAUGGUCUCCACCGCCGCCGUUGCUGCCGUCAACCGUGCCGCCCCGGCUCAAGCCAGCAUGGUGGCUCCUUUUACUGGCCUCAAGUCUACUUCGGCUUUCCCCGUUAGCCGCAAGAACGUCGACAUUACAUCCAUUGCCAGCAAUGGUGGUAGAGUGUCUUGCAUGAAGGUGUGGCCACCACUUGGUUUGAAGAAGUAUGAGACUCUUUCUUACCUUCCCCCUCUCACUAGGGAACAACUCAUCAAGCAAGUCGAAUACCUUCUCCGAUCUAAGUGGGUUCCUUGCCUCGAAUUCGAGUUGGAGCAUGGAUUCGUGUACCGUGAGAACAAUAGGUCUCCAGGAUACUAUGAUGGACGAUGCUGGGUGAUGUGGAAGCUGCCCAUGUAUGGAUGCACAGAUGCAGUGCAGGUGUUGAACGAGGUGGACUUGUGCGUCAAGGAAUACCCCAAUGCCUUCAUUAGGAUCAUUGGAUUCGACAACGUGCGUCAAGUGCAAUGCAUCAGUUUCAUUGCCUACAAGCCAGAAGGAUACAACUAA
Messenger RNA from Fraxinus pennsylvanica, 549 nucleotides. The record is from the annotation of a GenBank genome assembly. Lineage: Eukaryota; Viridiplantae; Streptophyta; Magnoliopsida; Lamiales; Oleaceae.